AUGACCGACCAUGAUGCUAACGGAGCUCCGGCCGCCCGCGUCAAGUCUUCCGCUUCGACCAUCGGUGAUCAUGUUUAUCCCCAUGGUCACCUUGGACACCUGAACCCAGGCCAGGAGGAAGCCUUUGUUCAAUUCAAAAAGGUCCUCGAGGAGCGGGGCCUGCUGAAACGCGGCCCUCCUGCUUCUCACGACGACCCUCUGUUGCUGCGGUAUCUGCGCGCGCGACGAUGGGUGGUUGAGGAUGCCUACCAGCAAUUCAAGGACACGGAGGAAUGGCGCAAGGCCAAUGACCUUGAUGUGCUUUACAACACCAUUGACCUCGACGCCUACGAGCAGAGUCGUCGUCUGUACCCCCAAUGGACAGGCCGUCGCGAUCGUCGCGGAAUCCCCGUCUACGUCUUCGAGGUGAAGACUCUCGACAACAAGACCGUCCACGAGUACGAAAAGGUCGGCGCUUCCACCACCUUCUCCCAGGCCAAGGCCGAUGGCAAGACUCCUUCUGGUCUGUUACGCCUGUUUGCGCUAUACGAGAACCUGACCCGGUUCAACAUGCCCUUCUGCACCCAGCUGCACGACCGUGAACACCCCGAGGUGCCCAUCACGCUGAGCACCAACAUUGUCGACAUUUCGGGAGUCGGGCUCAAGCAGUUCUGGAACCUGAAGCAGCAUAUGCAGGCUGCGUCGCAACUCGCCACGGCGCACUACCCCGAGACGCUGGAUCGCAUCUUCAUCAUUGGCGCACCCGUCUUCUUCAGCACUGUCUGGGGCUGGAUCAAGCGCUGGUUCGACCCCAUCACCGUCUCCAAGAUCUUUAUCCUGGGCAACCAUGAAGUAAAGUCUGUCCUUGAGCAGUACAUCGAGCCUCGAAACAUUCCUAAGAAGUACGGUGGCGAGCUCGACUACACUUUUGGACAGCUGAGCAUUCCUGACCCGCACUGGGAUGGCAUUGUGAAGUGGGAGAAUGGUUACAAGGGCUUCCCCAGUGGGCCGCUCUUGUGGGAGGACAUCGAAGGCGACAGGUUGGCUUGUGUCGCCCGAGGAUAUAAGGGUGGCCAGCCCCGGAAUGAGAGAGUCUGCACUAUCCCCAAGACCUUUAGUGUCGCGCCCGUGGAGGCCAAGACCAAUGGCGUCAAUGGCGUCAGCACUGGAACAGACGCUCAUGACCAUGACAUCGCAGAAGGAACGCAAACCACAAGAGUCGAGACCCACGACGACGGCGUCCAAACCGACGACGCCCUCAUGAACGACGUCCAGGAGAAGCUCAAGAUCCAGGACGACAAGCCUGCCGCUGCGCAGACAACCACGGCAUAA
This is a messenger RNA of Fusarium keratoplasticum, 1311 nucleotides long. Its product is annotated as CRAL-TRIO domain-containing protein. The record is from RefSeq and is a predicted model, not a curated record. NCBI's taxonomy places the organism in Eukaryota, Fungi, Ascomycota, Sordariomycetes, Hypocreales, Nectriaceae. The transcript is spliced from 3 exons. The coding region runs from base 1 to 1311 and encodes 436 amino acids.